Trichomonas vaginalis G3 is the source of this 616-nucleotide messenger RNA. RefSeq lists its product as uncharacterized. The annotation marks the transcript as partial. The record is from RefSeq and is a predicted model, not a curated record. Lineage: Eukaryota; Parabasalia; Trichomonadida; Trichomonadidae. The transcript has a single exon.
AUGUUUGAUGCAGAAAAAACUGGAAUUGGCUGUAAUGUUUUUUACAUAUCGGUUGGAAAUACUACUAUUUUAAGUGCAGGACAGGGUUAUUCUGAUAACGAUACACGAUCAUAUGAUCUAGAAUUGAAAUCAGGAAUUAAAUAUUGUACCCUUUUUGCAUUUGUUCCUGAGAAAGUAUCUCUGAAAAUACAAUACAAUCCUCUUGCAAAUGUGACUAUCUUCGAUGAAUAUGGCCUUCCUGUCGAUUCAAAUGAUAUUCAAACGCCUGUUUUCAUUCGAUCGUCAGUUUCAAGUUCGAAAUCUUCUUCCUUCCAUGGCAUUGCCUAUCUUUAUGCCUCAGUUCAAGUUCUCGAAUAUCCAUAUUUUUAUGGGCUUCUUGAUUCAGAUGAGUCGUUAGGAUAUACUUAUUCAACUGUAGAUUCAUCUAGAUUAACCGUUUUAGCUGUUACCAUAUCAGCUAUUUCCUGUAUAUCAUUAUUAUGCAUAAUAUCAGGAAUUUACUACAUGUUCUUUUAUCGGAGAACAUAUUUUCUCAAUAAGGAGGAUGAUGAAGCACCAGAUAUAGUUGAAAAAGUAUAUUAUGAUGAUAGAAUUUCAAGUGGAGAGCUAGAUUCUG